Anopheles funestus (African malaria mosquito) is the source of this 1622-nucleotide messenger RNA. Its product is annotated as phenoloxidase-activating factor 2-like. Gene Ontology annotation, biological process: proteolysis. Bases 120 to 1256 code for a protein of 378 amino acids. Gene Ontology annotation, molecular function: serine-type endopeptidase activity. The record is from RefSeq and is a predicted model, not a curated record. NCBI's taxonomy places the organism in Eukaryota, Metazoa, Arthropoda, Insecta, Diptera, Culicidae. The transcript has 4 exons.
UUAUCAGUGACUCACAAUGGAUUUCGUAGCGGGAAAUCCUUCAUAUGUCUUAUCAAGAAAUACGUUAUGCGCUUUCUUUUCUUUUUGCAUGAAACAAGUAUAGAAUUGCUAAACAGACGAUGUUCAAUCUUCAAUCAUCAGUCGGAACACAAUCGUCAAACGAGCAGGAUCGAGAAAUUUUCAUCACCACGAUGCAUUGUUGGGUGUUUCUGUUAGUGAUCUGCAGUUGCAUGAUCAUUUCAAGUGUCGCGAAUGUUGACGCGAGUGAUUUUCGAGAAUGUCCGGGAGGUUUCUGGGUGCUGGAAGUUUUAUGUCCAAAUGGAAUAUACAACGAAUCAUAUGCGCAGUCUACGGAUCUUAUUGGCAUACGACUGGGUGAAGAAUGCCCGGAAAAGGAAGUGUGCUGCACAAAUAUAACACAGCUGCAAAAAAGUGUUGAUCGCGAUAGCGAAAGAACGACUGUGAGCAACGAAUGGGCGAUGGAGUAUGAAUGUGGCCUAAACAACCCACAUGGGAUAGGUAAUCAAUCCAAGCUGGACCACACAUACGCUAAGUCUGGUGAAUAUCCGUGGGUUGUUCUCAUUUUGCAACAGGGGACAAUGACUACCGUCUGUCAAGGUACACUCAUACAUCCGCGGUUUGUGCUAACGACAGCGCAUCACUUCGAACCGAAUGAUAGCUUCGUCGCCAGGUUUGGUGAAUGGGCUUUCAAUGAGGAAAUAAAAUGCUUUCCAAAACAGAAUAUUGAUAUAGAAAACAUUAUUGUACAUCCUAAAUACAACAGUAAGGGGCUACCCAAUGAUAUUGCGUUAGCGCGGCUGAAGCGAAAUGUGCUUUAUGAUGCGCAUAUACGACCUAUCUGCUUACCCGGUCCAAAUGAUCUGUUCGAUGGCCAACAGUGUACGUCUGCCGGUUGGGGUAGAAUGCAAGAUUUGAAGUUUGCAAGCGUAUUAAAACGCGUAGAUCUUCCGGUUAUACCGCGACAAGAGUGCAAGCAACUGUUUGCUAGAACAAUAUUGGGACCGUUCUUCCGACUGCACGAGAGCGUGCUUUGUGCCGGUGCUAUGAAAGAUCAAGACAUGUGCGAUGGAGACGGUGGAUCUGGUCUAUUUUGUCCAACGGAGUCGGGAUCGUACGUUUUAGCAGGCAUUGUUUCUUGGGGCUUGGGCUGUCAUCAGCAGGACGUUCCUGGUGCUUACGUGAAUGUGGCUAAAUUUGUACCGUGGAUACAAUCUACGAUAAAUGAACGUGUUUGAUGUAGUGUUCACUUACAUGAUGUUUGUGCUAGUAAUUUGCCAUCCUAUUUCCGUGUGGAGGGUUUACAGGGUUUUUCUAUUCAGUUUAGACUAGCCGCACACUUUUUCCUGCUCUGCGUACUUGAUUUUUGACGCAGGUAGGCAAACAAACAUGGUGCUUGCUAAUAAUCAAGUGCGCCGAGUAGGAAAAAGUGUGCGGCUAGUCUAAACUGAAUAGAAAAACCCUGUAUCAAACUGAUGCCACGAUAAAAAAAAUAAUCCAAUGCGGAAGUGCGCGUUGACAAGUAGUGAGCAUUUGGUUGACGUAUAACACAUACCUAGUAAACUAUCGCAUGAAUUGAUAAUAAAAUGAUUGUAAAAUUAUCA